Messenger RNA from Peromyscus californicus insignis, 1818 nucleotides. RefSeq names its product podoplanin (gene Pdpn). Gene Ontology annotation, molecular function: chemokine binding; protein-folding chaperone binding; signaling receptor binding. The record is from RefSeq and is a predicted model, not a curated record. Bases 236 to 754 code for a protein of 172 amino acids. Gene Ontology annotation, biological process: cell-cell adhesion; lung development; Rho protein signal transduction. The transcript is spliced from 6 exons. Lineage: Eukaryota; Metazoa; Chordata; Mammalia; Rodentia; Cricetidae. Gene Ontology annotation, cellular component: lamellipodium; basolateral plasma membrane; apical plasma membrane.
CGAAUCCGGAGACAUAAAAGCUGACGGCCGGCCGCGGAGAAGUUGCUAGCUGCCAAGUUUGCUGUGCCUGCUGCGGUGAGCCAAGGAAGCCGGGGCACUCUGUCGCUGAGACUUUACUCACCGCCUUCCAGCCUCCUGCUGACUUCUUCCCGGCUGGGCCUAUAGUUGCGAAGCCUUUUUUCAUCUUUUCACAACCGCAAAAACCAGUAGCGGGGGAGGCUCCAAAGAGAUCAAGAUGUGGACCGCGCCAGUGUUGUUUUGGAUUUUCGGGAGUGCGUGGUUCUGGCACUUUGCGCAGGGAGGGCCUAUAGACGGGCUAGAAGAUGAUAUUGUGACCCCAGGUCCAGGACAUGGCAUGGCGACCCGAGGUCUAGAAGAGGGAAUAGCAACCACAGGUGCUACUGGAGGACUGAAUGAACCUACUGGCAAGGCACCUCUGGUACCAACAGAGAGAGAGAGGAGAACAAAGGUUCCCAUUGAGGAUCUCUCAACCCCAGCCGUCCCAGACCGUGGUCACGAAGAACAUAAGAGUACAACCACUGUCAAAAUGGUGACGAGCCACUCUGCGGAGAAGGAAACAAGUCACCCCAACAGAGAUAACACAGCUGAUGAAACACAGACAACAGAUAAGAAAGAGGGUUUGGCAGUCGUGACCCUGGUUGGAAUCAUAGUUGGUGUCCUGUUAGCCAUCGGCUUCGUUGGAGGGAUCAUCGUUGUGGUUAUGAGGAAAAUUUCUGGAAGGUUCUCUCCCUAAAGAGCUGAGCAGAUCCGGCUGUUCUCCCAACACAUCAGAAAACAAGAGAGCUUCCAACUUCCCCUGUUCCCCGUCUUCUGCUGGUGGAGGAAGAUGACCCAUGGGAUGCCCACCCCACCCACCACCAUGGCGACUCCUCCACUGUCAGAAGUACCAAAGGAAAGAUAGAUGACAAGCCAUGGCCCCUUGAAGCAUAUGCCUUUGGAAAACAGACAUUUUUAAUAUAAAUUUUAUAAUAGAUGAUUCAAAAGACAGCAUGUAUAGAAAAUGGAGUGAAACUACAUAAACUGACUUGUAACCAAGACAGCAUCACCAAUUGGCUUUAGCAAUUGUAACCAUGGCUUCAUCCUGGUCAUUCCCUGCUACUGUUAAGAGGCAGAGGAAUCUGGAAAUGUUUAUUGAAUCUGUGGAGUCGUUGGCUCCAAUGUUACGUCAAAGAAGCACAGGCUUUUUUGCAGUUGCUGACCUGUUGAUAUGUACACAUUCCAUCCUAGUGGGGUCUGUGUUUAAGUGUGUUUGAGUCAUUGAGUUGCAAGUGUAAACUUAAAUUUCAGGCAUGAUGAAUGGCCUCUUAAGGGAGUCUGGUUGGACCAUUUCAGAAGCAUCCAUUGUGGCUUCACUCCCAGGAGGAUACUUUGUUGUUUACAAUUCUCUAAACCAUCUCUACGCCACAAUGACUUGAUGUCCCAGAGGUCUGUCCCCUCCGCUUCUCUUGGGUGAUGGAAAGCCCAGAUUAAGGAGCCAUGUCCUCACCUCCUUAGACUCAAACCUUCGGAUGAGCUGCUUCUUUCUGGACUGUGGAGGUCUUAACCCAGAGGUUGAAAAAGCUAUUGGAUGUCAUAGGAUGCCAGAAGUUUAGCAGAACGGUCCUGCUGUGGAUUAAGCAGAAGUGACUCCUGUGUGUGUUUUGGUAUAGGAAAUAAACUGACCAGUAUCUAACAUCUGCCUUCUGCCUCAAGGAAAGACAGAGAAAGCAAAAAUAAUUUUGUAUAAUCUUAGUUGCUUUUAUGUGGUUGGAUGUAAAUGUCUGAUUUUAAAAUAAAGGAUACUUCCAGUCUUCAUGA